AGAUUAUCAGCAAUCAUCAUCAUCAACAGCAGCAUUCAAGACUAGCAUUCCAUCUGCCUCGUUGACCACCAGCUUUGCAAGAUGUCACCUUCCAACGGAAUCCAGACGGUCGCCCUGGCCGGUGUCGGAAAUAUCGGCUCGCCUCUCGCAUUCGAGUUUCUGGAGAAUGGUCUAACGCUAUCUAUCCUCACACGCGACACUUCCAAAGCCGAUCUGAAGCAAUACGCUGAAAAGGGCGCCAACCUGGUCCAAGUCGACUAUUCGUCGGAAGCGCAGCUGACACAGGCGCUCAGAGGCAUUGAUGUAGUCGUGUCAACCUUGCCUUCAGGCUCAGAUGAUCAGGAGAAGAAUCUUGCCAAGGCGGCCAAGCAGGCUGGCGUCAAGCUUUUUGUCAAGAGUGAAUGGGGUCUCGAUUACGAUGCACCGAACAUGGAGCCGGUCAAUCCGAUGAUCGCAUCCAAGAUGCAACUUCGAGUAGAGCUGAAAGAGGUUGGUCCUCCUAUCUUCGUUGUUAGCAACGGCCUCUUUGCAACCUUGGCAUUUAGUUCGUUCUUGGGCAGCCUCGACGCUGCAACACGGAAAGCCGUCAUCAAUGGCAAUAGCGCGCAGAAGUUCAGCCUGACAGCGUUUGAGGACGUUGCUCGCUUCACACGUUUGGCGAUCACCAGGCUGCCAAUACCCCCAGCAGGCUCAAGUCGCGUCCUGCGCGUGCAGGGUUUCGCCGCUUCGUUCGACGACUUGAUCGCAACUGCCGAACAGGUGGGCGGGAACAAGUUCGAGGUCGCGCACAAAUCGUAUGAAUCAGUUGCGGACAAGCAGCUUGAGCCGAGCUUGGAGGGACUCAUCGCUUGGCUGCUUGCGAGCCUUUCGGAUGGACGCGGCUUGCUUCCGCAAGACAAGCUCACUCAUGAUGAGGUGGGGUUCAAGCCUUCCGUCGAUAUCAGGAAGACCGUUGAGACCGUGCUAAAGGCGUGAGCUCGUGUAUGUUGGCAGCGUAUCGCCGCGACCUCAAUUACAGUAUUCAAAUAUCUUCAGGAGUGCCUUCAGUUCCAUCCCUUCGUAAAAAUUGUUUCCAGUGGUAACAUGCUUACAUGAAAUAAGAAAGCAGGCCGUACUACAGCUGAAUAAUGCGGAGAAAACAA
Molecule: messenger RNA, 1142 nt
Organism: Tilletiaria anomala UBC 951
Lineage: Eukaryota; Fungi; Basidiomycota; Exobasidiomycetes; Georgefischeriales; Tilletiariaceae
Product: NAD(P)-binding protein
Exons: 2
Coding region: 82-975 (297 amino acids)
Source: RefSeq, a predicted model, not a curated record